Aspergillus homomorphus CBS 101889 is the source of this 1464-nucleotide messenger RNA. RefSeq names its product methionine aminopeptidase MAP1. Gene Ontology annotation, biological process: proteolysis. The transcript is spliced from 4 exons. Bases 101 to 1246 code for a protein of 381 amino acids. The record is from RefSeq and is a predicted model, not a curated record. Gene Ontology annotation, molecular function: metalloaminopeptidase activity. Lineage: Eukaryota; Fungi; Ascomycota; Eurotiomycetes; Eurotiales; Aspergillaceae.
CCUUUCGAUAGACCUCUCUGAAGCAUCGUUGACUCUUUCUAUCUCCGUGGCAACAUAAGGCUGUAUUCCUGCUUAGCUUGUUGCAUUCUAGACUUUCAAAAUGACUGCUGAAGUCGCUCCUCGGAAAUGUACCGGCGUGGAUUGUGAUAAGAACGCCGGAACGCUACAAUGUCCGACUUGCCUCAAACAAGGAACGGAUAGCUUCUUCUGUUCGCAGGACUGUUUCAAGAAGAGCUGGGGAGAACACAAGACGAUUCACAAGAAGACCACGGGGCUCUACAACCCCUUUCCCUCCUACCCUUUCGCCGGCGACUUGCGACCUGUAUAUCCGCUGUCCCCUCGGAGAACCGUUCCCAAGGCCAUCCCCCACCCCGACUACGCCAAGGAUGGCAUUCCCCGGUCCGAGCAGAAGUUCGUCGGUCGGCACAACAUUACGAUCUUGAACAAGGAGGAGCAAGAGGGCAUGCGCAAAGUGUGUCGCUUGGCCCGCGAGGUUUUGGAUAUCGCUGCGCGGGAAAUCAAGCCCGGUGUUACGACCGACUACAUCGAUGAGGUGGUUCACAAGGCUUGCAUUGAGCGUGAUUCCUACCCGUCUCCGCUCAACUACGUCAACUUCCCCAAGUCGGUCUGUACCUCGAUCAACGAGAUUAUUUGCCACGGUAUCCCCGAUCAGCGCCCCCUGGAGGACGGCGACAUCGUCAACAUCGACGUUACUCUGUAUCACAAGGGCUUCCACGGCGACAUUAACGAAACCUACUACGUUGGCGAUAAGGCCAAGGCCAACCCGGAUGCUGUGCGUGUCGUGGAAACCGCGCGAGAGUGCUUGGAAAAGUCCAUUGAACUGGUCAAGCCCGGCAUGUUGUUCCGAGACCCCGGUAAUGUGAUCGAGAAGCACGCCAAGUCCCGUGACUGCAGUGUGGUCAAGAGUUACUGUGGCCAUGGUAUCAACCAACUCUUCCACUGCGCUCCCAACGUUCCCCACUACGCAAAGAACAAGGCGGUCGGUACCGCCAAACCCGGCAUGUGCUUUACCAUUGAGCCUAUGAUCAACUUGGGUACUCACCGCGAUCGUACGUGGCCCGAUGACUGGACCAGCUCCACAGCCGAUGGCAAGUUGUCGGCUCAAUUUGAGCACACUAUGCUGGUGACGGAGGAUGGUGUGGAGGUUCUGACCGCUCGCUUGCCGGACUCGCCCGGUGGUCCCAUUCCCAUUCCUGUGGCCGAGGAGCCCAAGACGGAGGCGUGAAUACGGGAUCCAGUUGCAUUGCUAUUAGAGACAUGAAAUAGAACAUUCACGAUGAGACAUUGUUACGUCUAUAUAAAUGAUGCGGUGUGUUUUCAGUUCGGCGUCACCCCUUUGGAUUCGUGACACUUGGGGGACAUGCAUAGCCAUAACAAUCAUGAUAGUAUUCUUUCUUUGUUAUACCGAGAGCCUGAUAGUUAGUCAAAAGCAUUGUUCCAGGA